This is a messenger RNA of Leptomonas pyrrhocoris, 2482 nucleotides long. RefSeq lists its product as hypothetical. The record is from RefSeq and is a predicted model, not a curated record. Gene Ontology annotation, molecular function: protein kinase activity; ATP binding. Lineage: Eukaryota; Euglenozoa; Kinetoplastea; Trypanosomatida; Trypanosomatidae. The coding region runs from base 188 to 2482 and encodes 764 amino acids. Gene Ontology annotation, biological process: protein phosphorylation. The transcript has a single exon.
GUAGCGGAGGAAAAUCAUAAUAAUACCGAAUCACUUUGGUUUUGCACAUGCGGAUCGGCACUCGCUGGCGGCGAUUCCUACAAACUCGAAUAAAUAUUUGUUUGAAACCUCCUCUCUUUUUUUCCUAGAGUACUUUUCAUACAACAGUGAAAGGGUGAACACACGUUGGCGUCAUCACCGUUGCGCAAUGUCAUCUCUGCUGUACGACACACAAGGGAAUAGGUUUCGCAUUGAAGGCGUUCUCGACAGCGGCCAAGACUCCUACGCCUCGCUCUUCAGCACCGCCGUCACUUACCGCGCACGGCAUGUCGGCACCUACGACGACGACGUGGUGCACCAACCAUCAUCACCUCCCUCUGCGCAUCAGGGGCAAAGCCUGUCGACCCCAUCGCGACCCCACUCCAUCUCCGCCACGGUGGUGAUCACCUACAUUCCUCUUCUUUCGUCGCUGCAGGGGAUUACCUCCUCCAAAGACGCUGCUGCACUCCUUGUACUACAGGACCACGUACGCCUACGUCGUCAGGUGGAGCACCCGUUUUUGCGCUCCCUGUUUGAUGUCUUUUACACACAACAGUGCCUCGCCGCACCCGUGAGCAGUAGUGGGCCACCAGCAGCAGCAGCAACAGCACUCGUUCGCAGACCGGUGGAGGUGCACUCACCGGUUGCUUCUCGCGCCCGCAAGCAGCAGACAAACCGUUCUGCGAGUGCGGAGGAGGACAGAGGUGUCGACGAAGCAAACGAUGGGGACACAGCGGACCGCAAAGACGUCGCCGCCCGUUCGACUACCUCCACUGCCUCCUCACCGUCCCACACCGAUUCCGGAACCGCACUUGUCAUUGUGGAGGAGUUUAUCGAAGGAUCCACGCUGGCCGACUACGCCGACGCUGUCGCGUGUAAGCGGUUGAUGCCGGGUAACGUUAAGCUGCAGCGCGAUGCAGCUGCGAUUGCCUACCAACUGGCCCAACUCCUCCAGUACCUGCACGGAACGGGCUGCGUGCUCUGUCGGGAACUGCCGUUAGGCAACAUUGCGUUGGAUCAGAACAAGGGCUACAUCAGCGUACGCCUCCCACUGGGCGCGGUGAACACGCUGCAUGAGGCGGACGACAAACGCUACGCACACAGCGUUGCGGCGCUCGUUUUUGAUACCUCGCAGCUCCAUCGAGAGAAGGCGAGCUUCGGAGCGGAGGAAUACCAUCUGUUGCGAGCACCAGAACUGCGGCACGUCGCCUGCUGGGAUGCCGUCUGUGACCCUGCAGCAUCGCCGACCACCGACAACGAGCCGGCGGCGUUUGGUGCCGCGGAUGUUUGGAUGCUCGGCGUCGUGACCACGCUUCUCUGCACCCUCAACAACAAGAAAUUCGCGCUCACAACGCGAGCGGAGCGCCUAGCAGCUGUACACUCUCAUAUCGAUCACCUUCCUGGGCUGCUGCCAAGCGACACACCGGAGGGGAUGGUGAAGCUCAUUCAGAGCUGUCUCGAGUCAUCUCCCGCGAAGCGACCGACUGCGACGGGCGUGUUGACGUCCGCCGCCUUCGUACCGAAUCGAUCACACGUGGAGCUGGAGCAGCAGCGCGCCGUCAUCAGCAUUGCCGAGGCAGUCGCCAACGCAAACAAACGCAAAAUGCCACCGCCGUCGCUUCACCUGGCGGAGAACAGCGCCGCAACGACAGGAGGAGGAGCAGCAGCAGCAGCAGCGACAGCGCUGCGAACGGUGGCGGUGGCGCCCGACAACGAACUCACGUUGCUCUCCUUACAAGGCACCGUGUGGUAUGUGCCGACGGCGUACCGCGACGUGCUUCUGCCAGGCGCUGAUGUCGCCUUGCCCGGGGAGCCGGCGACGCUGCCGCACAUCAUGCAGGUGCCGAGUAGUGUGGCCCCCUCUCUAUCACGGGCCACACAGGACGCCUUCCAUGACAUUGAGCGAUUGUGCGAGCAAGACGCACGGCUUCGCUUGACCGAUCUCGCUGCUGCACCGUCGUACGCGUCUACGGACUGCAAGCGUGACUCGUUGCAAGAACGGCUCCGCCGCAGCAAACUGAUGCCGCGCGAUUUCUCUGCGACGAAGUGCGUCCUCGAGGAGCUCACGGAUCGCUUUACGCAGCUAGAGAGCCGUAAUCCUGAAGCCGCGUUCUGCUUUAUUGAGUUGCUGUUGGAAGGGCUGCAAAGCUGUUCGCAGGGCGUCGCGGCGUUGCGAGAGAGUGUGACCCUGGCGGAUGCACUGCUGCAGCCCGCGGGUCUUCCGCCGACAGGGACGCUGCAAGAGGAAACACCGGCAAGAGAGGACGCGUGCGAAGAUUCCACGCUGUCCAACUCUACCGAGGUGGGUCAGAGGGACUUCCAAGUGCCGGAGGUGCUGCGUGCGAUGCCCUCCAUGCCGGAGCGCAUGAUCGCGUCGGAUAGAGCCGCCAACACCUCUGCCGUGCUGUACAACCAGUGGUUGAGGAAGAACAAGAAGCGGUUCGUCAAGUCGGACGGAUACUGA